Messenger RNA from Phytophthora nicotianae INRA-310, 195 nucleotides. RefSeq lists its product as hypothetical. The transcript has a single exon. Lineage: Eukaryota; Oomycota; Peronosporomycetes; Peronosporales; Peronosporaceae. The record is from RefSeq and is a predicted model, not a curated record. Bases 1 to 195 code for a protein of 64 amino acids.
AUGAAUUCCGACGACAGUGUGUGGGAACCUGUCUCCGAAGGGUCAAGCGCAGAGUCAAGUGCUGAAGAGGUUCAGGAUGGACUGUCGGACGAGGAGUUUCUGGAUGAGUUUGCUGAGGACAGAAGCAUCAAUUUGUGCGACGAGGACUUUCACGACAAAGUGGUCGGCUUAAUCCAGCGAGACAAGUGGCCUUAG